Molecule: messenger RNA, 1662 nt
Organism: Osmia lignaria (orchard mason bee)
Lineage: Eukaryota; Metazoa; Arthropoda; Insecta; Hymenoptera; Megachilidae
Product: lipopolysaccharide-induced tumor necrosis factor-alpha factor homolog
Molecular function (GO): zinc ion binding
Source: RefSeq, a predicted model, not a curated record
CGUUUCAAGAGUGGUAAUGUGACGGUUUUCUUUGAAGUAUUGUGUGCUUUUUUCUUCUUUUUCGGUGUAAAUACAUGCAAAAGAUUCAAUAUGAUGUUGAAAGAUAAUUAAACAUUGUACAGUGAGAUAUGUGUCAUAGUAUUUUCGCUGCGCACGUAAUCUAUUGCUGCUCCGCGGUGCUAAACUAUAACCUCUCUUCUGUCGGAGGCGUCUAAGUGACUCAUAAUCGUUCAGCUUUUAAUUUUGGCGUGAUGGAGAAAAACGUGGUGUUUGCGCCUUCGGCGCCUCCUCCGCCCUCGGCACCCCCUUCGUACGAGGAGGCUGUUGGAAAUGCAUCUCGCAUGCCCGUUCCACCGAUUACACCGUAUCCAGUAGGACCAUCUUCCAUGCCAACACCUGGACCACCUCUUACCAGUGAACCUACGUCGCAGCCGCUGCCGCACUAUAAUGCAAACCCAAACCCGGCGCCAGCCCCAGCGCCGGAUGUACGGAUGACCUAUUCGGUGAUCUAUGAACUGAGCCCGAAUCCAGUAAAAAUGACCUGCCCGACGUGCCAUGCCAGCAUCAAGACCACCACGAUACAAGAUCACAAGCCGAGUGCUCACCUCUGUUGCAUCGUACUUUGUCUACUUGGAUGUUGCCUUUGCUCGUGUCUGCCGUACUGCAUCAGCAGCUUCAUGAACGUUCAUCAUUUUUGCCCGAAGUGCAAAAACUAUAUCGGCACGUGCAAGGGUUGAAUGGGUAUUCCAAAUACUGCGUACUUUAAUACAUUGUUACGGUCUCUUUUAUGUAACCAGACAGUGUUAUCCAGGCGGGAUGGGAGUUUUAGAAGAUAUUUCCCUGCUUGUUCGCGUAUUAAGUUAAGAAAAACACGAACGAUUCGAUUGAGAUUAUCGUAGGAUCGUAUCGAAUACACUAUGUAUGACGCUUAUUCCUUGACGAAUGUCACUUGUAACGCGUGAUAGUCGGGAUUAUUAUAAAUUUCGUGGGAUGUAGAAUGGGUGGUUGAGUAUGCGUGUACCAGGUUUGCAGACAGCGAGUGAGAUCGGAAUCUCUUGUUAAAGUAUUUUCCAGCAUUCAACUCGGGAACAGCGUUGUUCCCGUUUGCAUUUCCAAUAUUUCCUAGCCUUAGAUAUUUUUUUCUCCGGGAGAAACAAGUAGAAAAAUGUUUGCUCGAAACCGCGAAAGAAAGAACGUUUCCUUCCUUUUUUUCGCCUUUUCGACUCGAUCACGUGUAACUUCUGAAUCUUAUUCUCUUGUUUCUUUCGACGUGCAUUCCAUUGAUAAAAGAGCGAGCAGAAUGUGUGUGAGCAGAAUGAACAAUCGUUCGCCUCCUGUCUACAACAUUUCCAUUCGUAUUUAUUUUUGUAUUUUAUUGGUGCUUCCGGGACUUUCAGUGAAACAUAUUCCUGCAUAAUUAUAAAUGUGUAUAGACGGUAUUCCUAUGAAGGAGGUAUUUUUAAGUGAACCAUAGAAAGGAUUUACGAGUAUGAGAACAGGAUCCGAAUUAUAUUGGAGAUAAAGAUGGUUCACCUUGUGUUUCGUGCUCGAAUGAUAUAUAGUACUCUGUUCAAGUUAUUUACAUUGAAUAUAUUGAUUCAACGUUUCAAAUGACGUCUCUUAUGUAAAGGAAAACUCGAAAUAAAAAUAAUUUUGUGGAUA